AUGCAGCAGAUCAAGCAUAUUCGUAUUCGAGAGCAAGGUGCCCAGCAGCGCACCUUUCAUGCCUUCGAACUGUUUGGCACCUUCAUGCUUGGCAUUAUGGCUCAUGAGCUGAAGCCCGUGAUGCCCACGGCAGUUGGUGUGCUUCCAGAGAGAAGAUGGACCAACCCAAAGGGUGUCACCAACCAGACGAAAAAUGUGAUGCUCGUGCGAGAUACCCACUUGCUCUUCGCAGCCUUGGGGGCUCUUCAGCUCCUGGCUAAGAAGGCGGAUGUUUGGGAUGAAGGCAUUGAGCAAUUGUUCAAGGACAACACCGCCAUCGUUACGGAGCAGGAUGACAACAGGCGAAAAAGAGAGGAGCUGCUGGAACAGCUUGUCCGUGUCGUUGCCAAAGUGGAGGUGAUUCAGUUUGGAUUUGCGAAGACAGAAGAAUCAGUGGCUCGAGUGGAGGGUGCGAUGACGCACUAUAAGCAAGUACAGCAAGAAAGAUAUGACCAGAUGCUUGCUAGUGCAGACAUGCUGAAGAACAAAUCCAUUGAGCAGGAUUUGAGCAUAGCAGCAUUCCAGGAGGACUUCCGUGCAGCAGUCGAUCGCGAGGCACGGGCAGACCUCACAGAAAAGCGAAAGCAGACUGAGGCGGAGCUGGAGGUGCAGUUAGUGAAGCGGAGCAUAGAAAAGCUCAGGUGGGAGGAAGAGCAGAAGACCAUCACUCUCCGUGGAGAGGAGGAGCGGAAAAAGGAUGAGUACAGUACGCAGAAGCACCACGAGCGGGUUGCAUUUGAAACGGCGCAGAAGAAGGCCGCGGAUCUGGAGCUUCUUAGCCAACAGGAGGAGUCAAACCUCCGGCAGCAACAGCAGAAGCACAAAGAUGAGAAGGAGCUGUUGGAACUUCGCCUCAAGUCUGAUGAGCGCCGAGCAGAGAUAGGGCUGCAGGAGGCCGUUGAGAGGGCCAAAAUUGAGGAGGAAGGCAAGAUCAAAGCAGCCAGAGAGAACGAGGAUGUUAACACCCGGAUGAUGCAAGCAGAGCAGGCGGAGAAGCGAGCCCAGAUGCUCGCGGCGAUACAGGCAACAGCUGAAGUGGCAUCGGACUGGGUUCACACGGUCUUCAGUUCAGCGACCAAUCUGGCUCUCCUGAUUGGGUCCAUUGUGACAUGUCUUGGUGGUAUCUAUUUGGUGCGGGAGAUGGCAAUCCUGUUGAGAGAACAGCUCAACAAGCGAUUGGGCAGGCCAUCUUUGGUUCGGAUGACCAACAGACGGGGCACAAUGCAACAAGUUGGCAUUGGGCUUCUCAGACUGUUGAGGCUGAGACCGCCUCAUGGAGCGGAAUUCAAUGAUGUAGUGCUGCACCCUAGACUGCGACAGCAGGUGAUGCGUUUAGCAGAUGCAACAUCGUCUGCCAAGAAGCGCAGAAUGCCUCUGCAGCAUGCCAUGUUCUAUGGCCCGCCGGGCACGGGCAAGACCAUGGUGGCCCAGCGUUUUGCUGAAUACUCAGGCCUUGAGUAUGCCAUCAUGUCUGGCGGCGAUGUCGCGCCUCUGGAAGAGCAAGCUGUGACAGAGCUGCACAAGCUCUUCAGGUGGGUUCACAGAAGUAGCAGAGGAGUGCUUCUGUUCAUCGACGAGGCUGAUGCAUUUUUGGCAUCCCGGAAAAACACAGGGAUGAGCGAGACCAUGCGCAAUGCUCUCACAACGAUGCUCUACCAUACAGGCACCCCAUCUUCCCAAUUUAUGCUCGUCAUUGCAACCAAUAGGCCGCAUGACUUAGAUAGCGCCAUUCUGGACCGGUUGGAUGAGAGUGUGGAGUUUGGCUUGCCUGACAUCGAUGCCCGGAAGGGAAUGGUUCAGCUGUACUAUGACAAGUACAUAGCAAAGCCGCUGAGACUUCCGACAGUUAGCGCAGCAACCACUAUGCUACGGAAGCCUCCGCGGGAGGCCUAA
Messenger RNA from Durusdinium trenchii, 1932 nucleotides. Lineage: Eukaryota; Dinophyceae; Suessiales; Symbiodiniaceae. The record is from the annotation of a GenBank genome assembly.